Messenger RNA from Colletotrichum fioriniae, 921 nucleotides. The record is from RefSeq and is a predicted model, not a curated record. NCBI's taxonomy places the organism in Eukaryota, Fungi, Ascomycota, Sordariomycetes, Glomerellales, Glomerellaceae.
AUGGCGGCCGACCUCACCGAUCCCGGCCUCGAUAGCGCCAUCCGACAACUUCUCGAUCAGCAGGCCGAGAUUCAGGCGAGGCUUGCUGCCUUGCUGCCCGCAAAGUAUGGUCUCAAUGUCAAGUUGGAGCUUGAUAUGCUCCGCCACAAGUUGCGGGUUCUGCAAGCCUACUCUGAACAUCACCAUAUUUCUGCUGGUAUACCAGUCAAUUCUGAGUUCGAGGAGGCUAGGUCUUUGCAGUACCGAUGCGAAUGUAUAGAGACUGCUUGCCUAGAGCAAGGGCACGAUCUGCUGGACCCAAACAUGGUUGAUGCCCUCAAACGAUCUCUGUAUGACGAAGCGCCGACUGGCUAUGCGGCUUGGUUAGACCGUAAUCUUGAGGGCCACGACCCGGUAGUCCGUGGAUGGAAGAUGAGGGAAAGCCUGUCACCGUCGUCUCGGUCCACGUCCUCUUUCAAGUGCUGGGACGAACGCUGCAUACAUUACAUCUACGGCUUCCACAACAAGGACGAGCGAGACAAUCACGCCCGAGAGCAUACCUUACACCCUCAUCGCGACUCGGGCAUGUCAGUCGGCAACACACCGCCGAUCUCUUUUCCCGAAUACCAGACUUUGCGACCAUGGGGUCCCGAUACAGGAAAGCAGCCGCUGGCCCUUCAACUCCCAAAGCCAUCGCCCGGCACCCAGCUAGCCCCUUUGACAACAAGCCAGCCGAAAGAACGCCGCGAUACUCUUCAAUCCUACUCGCUAAUCAGCGAGUAUUCCGCUCCAGGACGCGGCUCUGUUGAUUCCGAAGUCGACCCGUUGCUGCCCCCUCUGAAGCGUAGCAGGGUUGGCCAGUCUCGCCUCCAGUCGAUUGGCGAGCUCAGGUUGCUUCAAGACUCUGGACCAUCUUUCUGGUGUAGGUUCAUUGACACAUGA